AUGAUAUUUAUUGUUCUCACCCUUCUUUUGGGAGGGACCCAAUCACAAGGAUGUUAGCCCUAUGGAAUUAGAUUAUUUUUAGGGCAUUACUUUAGUUAUUUGAGAAAUACUUAGGAUGUCAUUCGAAUAGUUUUCAAUACUGAAGUAUAAUACAUAUUUUGAUAAUUUCUAGAAAGAAUGCAAAGGUUAGUUUGUUCUUGAGUUGAUGGAUAACAAAACAGGAAAUCAAGUAAUGACAUCCUAAAUCACAUAUUAUGAUACUCAAUUAUUAAACAUGACAUAAAUAUAUGAAAAGAAUGAGACUACUCAUUAUAAAUAUGAAACAUUUAUUCACACAUUUAAGGUAGGCUUAAAUAACAUAGACAUCAAAGUAUCAACUUCUUAUAAUUACACUAUUGUUUCCAAAUAAAAUUCAAUAUUAUCUGGUCCAUAUAAAUUUGAUAUUCCUUUGGCAUAAAACGAAUAAAAAUUACUAGUGUUUGGAGAUAUGGACUCUAAUUGGGUUUAAAAUUAUUCUAAAGACACAUUUAAUUGGUUAGAAAAUUAGGUAAACUCGGAUAAGCGAUACGAUUCAAUCAUAUUUACAGGAGAUAUGGCAUAUGAUUUAGAAACAAAUAAUUGUUAACAGGGAGACAAUUGGUUAAGAAAUCUUUCGGUAUUUACCAAUAGAUAUCCCUUUAUGGCAGCUCCAGGAAAUCACGAUACAGGAAAGAAUACUUUUUAUGAUUUCUUCAGAGCUAAUUUUGGCGCUUUAUUUUUAACUGAAUAUAACACCUAAAGUUAUCUUAAUGAUUUCUUUAGUUUUGAUGUAGGAAUGGUGCAUUUUAUAUAAUAUAAUCCAAUAAAAGUAGUUUAUCAAAAUGAUAUUGAUAACGUCACUCCUCUUAUAGUAGAACAAAUGAGAAAUGAUUUAAUUCACGCAAAUUAUAAUCGAGACAAAGUGCCUUGGAUCAUCGUGUACACUCAUUAUCCAAUAUAUUGUUCGAAUCCCCAAAGCGAUCAAUGCUUAAACAAUUUUAAAUAUUUAUCAGAAUUUGAAGAUUUGUUUGUAAAGUACAAGGUGGAUAUGUAUUUGAGUGGACAUGUACAUACCUAUUAAAGAAACAAACCAUAUUAUAAGAAUAAUAUUGCAAUGUACAAAUAACAAGGUAAUAUCAUCUCAGAAUAUUAAUAUCCCGUAUCGAUAAUUGAAGGAGUUGCAGGUACAGAUUUUGGGAAAUAAAACGAAACUUUUCCAGAGGCAGCAUUUAUGGAGAUUCAGAAUCCGAAUCAUGGAGUAGGAAUAAUUACAGUUAAGAACUCAACACAUUUAUAUUAUGAACAUAUAACUGUUGCAGAUAACAAAGUUAUAGAUGCAAUAUGGUUAGAUCGUUCUAUUGAUACUACUAAGAUAUCAAAUCAUGAUGGUUUUGAGAUUGCUAUGUGGGUAAUUUUCUCUGUUUUGCUGGUCAUUACUGGCGUUUCUAUCUAUUAUAAGUCAAAUUAAGGAAAGAAAAGCAAAAAGAAACUAUUGGAUGAAACAAUAACUAUGGUGGUCAGUUGAAUUUUUAUGUAAUGAUUAUUUUAUUAAAUAUUCUUAUAUAAUUCUAAGAAAUUGAAGGAAGAAUCUGCAAUCCUUAUGGUUUCCGAUAGUCUUUGGGACAUUAUUAUUCAAUUUUAAAUUACUAAUCAGACGUCAUUAGAAUAACAUUCAAUUCCGAGGUAGGACAUACUACUUAGAAAAAUAGGGUCCUUGUAAAUCUGCAUUCAUAGUUCUUUUGGAUAAUUAUACAUUUUACGAAUAUGAAACUAAUGUUAUCUAAACAACUGGGAUGUCAUUUUGCAAUACUUAUCAUUCCUUCUCUCACACCUUCUAAAUUGGGACCAAAUACUUACGAUAAAAUAAUCAAAGCAAUUAUUAUGUCCAAGAAGGCAAAUCUAUAUAUGGUCCAUUUAUGAUAUAGUAUGCAGGGUUAUGGAAUCCAAGUAGAUUCCUUGUGCUAGGUAACAUGGAUUCACAGUGGAAACUAAACAAUUCUUAACAUACAUUCGACUUCCUAGAAAAUUCUGCGAAAAUUUAUGAAUAAUUAGAUGGAAUUAUUUACUUAGGAAGUAUGGGUUUUAAUUUAGAGGAUGAGAAUUGUUUACAGGGUGAUUAUUUUCUAAAGAACAUUUCGACAUUUACCUCACAUUACCCUUUUAUGAUAGCUCCAGGGAAUUAUGAUGCAGGACAAUCAAAAAAGUUUGUUUUUAUAAAGUAAUAGUUUAAAAUGCCUAUUAUUUCAGAUUACAAACUUGAUUUACUUGAAUUUUAUAGUUUUGAUGUUGGGUUUGCUCAUUUCAUUUAGUUCAAUCCCUUCUAAUAAAUAGUUCUAGAUAUUUAGGGACAGAAAAUCCUGGAUCUAAUUGAUGAAGACUUAAGAAGAAAUCAAAAACCUUGGAUUAUAGUAUUUACUCAUUAUCCCUUGCAAUGUUUUGGAAUUUCUUAAUGUCAGUUAUUCACUAACAAAUUACAAGAGUUAAUCACCCUAUUCAACAAGUAUUAAGUUGAUCUAGUAUUGUCCUCUUAUGCCAAUAUUUAUUAAAGGUAUAUGCAAAGCAAUCUCAACUCAUUUAUUCAAGUGAUUGAAGGAAUAAGUGGGAAUGAUAUGAAUUGGGAUAAUGUCUACUUGAAUUCAUCGGAAAUUGCAUUUCAAUCUCAAGAGAUAGGUUUUGGAGAAUUGAAAAUUCAGAAUGAAACUCAUCUCUUGUACUAGCACAAACUAUCUAAGAAUAAUUAAAGCAUUGAUGAAUUCUGGAUUAUUAAGUAGAAUAGGGAAGAAAUUUCUCAUUUUUUCAGAGUUACAUUAAUUUUAAUAAUGAUUACUUUUAUUUCGCAAUUAUUUGUAAUAUAUAGAUGUGUGAGAAGAGAAAAGUUAUAGAGGAAAUUUUAGAUGGUUAGUGAAUGA
Molecule: messenger RNA, 2927 nt
Organism: Paramecium octaurelia
Lineage: Eukaryota; Ciliophora; Oligohymenophorea; Peniculida; Parameciidae
Source: the annotation of a GenBank genome assembly